This is a messenger RNA of Solanum dulcamara, 3184 nucleotides long. Its product is annotated as putative late blight resistance protein homolog R1B-16. The coding region runs from base 47 to 2683 and encodes 878 amino acids. Gene Ontology annotation, molecular function: ADP binding. The transcript has a single exon. The record is from RefSeq and is a predicted model, not a curated record. Gene Ontology annotation, biological process: defense response to other organism. Lineage: Eukaryota; Viridiplantae; Streptophyta; Magnoliopsida; Solanales; Solanaceae.
CACACACACAAGAUUGAGAAACAGAGAAAAGAAAAGAAAAAGAGUUAUGGCUUAUGCUGCUAUUACUUCUCUUAUGAGAACCAUACAUCAAUCAAUGCAACUUACUGGGUAUAAUUUGCAAUCUUUUUAUGAGAGGUUUGAAUCUUUGAGAUCUAUUUUGGAGAAAAACUGUCUAAUAACCGGCCAUUUAGAGGCGUUGACAAGCUUGGAAGGUGAAAUCACAGAGCUAGUAUGUAGCACAGAAGAUUUGGUUGACUCAGAAUCAAGAAAAGUUUUCUUAGCAGAAAACGAAAUCACGCGAAAAAUAGAAUUUUGGGAACUUCGUUUCGUAUUGAAACAGGCAUUAUUGCAUAUUGAUUCCGCUAUAAACAAGUGGUUGGAAACUAGGUUGGACAUGGAAGAUGUGAAACUACAAAUACUGACCCUACCAAGUGCAUCUCAAUAUGCAUUUGAGCCUGAUGAGGAGAAUAUGAUGGUUGGCCAUGAAAAUGAAUUUGAAAUGAUGCAGGAUCAACUUGCUCGAGGAACGAGGGAACUACAAGUUGUGUCAAUUGUAGGUAUUGGAGGUAUAGGAAAGACAACUCUGGCUAACAAGAUUUAUAAUGAUCCGUUCAUUAUGUCUCGUUUUGACAUUCGUGCAAAAGCUAUUGUUUCACAAGGGUAUUGCGCGAGAGUUGUACUCAUAGGCCUUCUUUCUUGUAUAAUUGGGAAGACCGAUGAAUUUCAUGAGCAGCACGAUGAUGGGGAACUAGCAGACCGACUGCAAAAGCUUCUAAAAGGCAGGAGGUACUUGGUAGUCAUCGAUGAUAUAUGGACUAAAGGAGCUUGGGAUGAUAUAAAACUAUGUCUCUCAGAAUCUAAUUGUGGAAGUCGAAUACUCCUGACUACUCGGGAUAUGAAGGUGGCUGAAUAUGCUAACUUAGGUAAUCCUCCUUAUCGAAUGCGCUUCAUGAAUUUUGAUGAAAGUUGGAGUUUAUUGUGUGAAAAGGUCUUUGCAAAAGCCUUUUUUCCCUCUGAAUUUGAACAACUUGGGAAACAAAUUGCUCUAGAAUGCAAAGGAUUGCCUCUAGCAAUUGUUGUAAUUGCUGGACUUCUUUCCAAAAUAGGAAAAACAUUGAAUGAGUGGAAAGGUGUAGCAGAAAAUGUAAGUUCAAUGGUAAGCACAAAUCUUGAUGAUCAUUGCUCAAGAGUGCUAGCUUUGAGUUACCAUCACUUGCCACAACACUUAAAAUCAUGCUUUCUAUAUUUUGCAAUCUUCCCGGAGGAUGAAGUGAUUUUUGUUGAUAAAUUAAUGGAAUUAUGGGUUGUAGAAGGAUUUUUGAAGGUAGAAGAGACGAAAAGCAUUAAAGAAAUGGCGGAGAAAUAUCUGAAAGAUCUUAUAGAUAGAAGUUUAGUUUUCGUGCACCAUUUGAGUUUUGAUGGAAAACUCAAGAGUUGUAGAAUUCAUGAUGUAAUCCGUGAAUUCUGCUUGAAAGAAGCUCGAAACUUGAAUUUUUUGAAUGAUAAUGGAGGAAAGAAUGAAUAUCAAACUACUCCAUAUGCACAAUCCAUGCAUAUCGCCUCUAAGAGACGUGGUCGGAUCAGUAUUCAAAAUGGAGAAGAGUUAGCUAGGUGUGGUAAUAGUAGUGAGGCCUGCGCUAUUUUCCUUUUUUAUAGAUAUCGAGGGUUCAAGCCAGAGUUAUCGCGUUUCAAGCUAGUAAGAGUACUAGAUCUUGCUUUAUUGAGGUGUUUUAGUUUUCCUAGUUGGAUACUUGAUCUAAUUCACUUGAGAUAUCUAGCUUUGACUCUUUCCCCAGGCUUGCAAAGCCGUCUAGGAGAAGAUAUACCUUCAUCACUAGACAUUCCUCUAUCGAUAUCUAGCCUACAUUAUCUGCAAACUUUUAUACUUAAGGUUUCACAUCACGAGAUCUCGCGAUAUCCUUUCAUAUUACCAUCAGAUAUUUUGACAAUACCGCAAUUGAGUCACCUCUGUCUGGACUGGAAUUACUUGCGUUAUCACGAGCAUAAAGAGAAAAGUUUGGUUCUGAAAAAUUUGCUUAGUCUAUUUGGAUGGAAUCCGUUAUUCUGUACUUGGUCCGUCUUUAGACUACUUCCCAACUUAAAGAAGUUGCAAAUAUGUGGCAUCAGAGAAGACUUUCGUAGGAGCAAGGACAUUCUCUAUUUCCGCUACUUAGAUCAGCUUGAGGAAUUGGAAUUUCGUAUUGCUGGUCCACGAGAUCUUCCUCCUGAAGAUGAUUUUCCACCUUUGCUCCUACCUUCUCCGGGUGCUUUUCCAGAAAACCUUAAGAAUUUAGCCUUAAGUGGGACUUGUUUGUUGUUGGAGGAUUUGAGCAUCAUUGCUAAAUUGCCCAAACUCGAGGCCCUCAAGCUAGAAUAUGAUGCUUGUGUAGGCAUGGAGUGGGAGGUAGUUAAGGAAGGAUUUCCUUGCUUGAAAUACUUGCUACUCAAACGUUUGAGCAUAUGGUACUGGAGAGCCGAUAGUACUCACUUCCCAUGCCUUGAACGAUUGUUCGUCAAGGCUUGCUGGUACUUGGAUUCAAUACCUCAAGAUUUUGCACAAAUAACCACACUUGAGCUAAUUGAUAUAAGAGGAUGUGCACAAUCUGUAGGGAAUUCCGCGAAGCAAAUUCAACAUGACAUUGAAGAUUACUAUGCAAGUUCUGUUGAGGUUUGUAUCAGUUAGGCCUGUAUGACAACAGAAUUUACGAAGAAGAGGAAUGAUAGUCUGCAACAGGUGUAUCCUCUGUGAACAAGGCUAUAAAGAUGCAAAAUACUAUUCAUACAUUGCAAGUUUACAGCUCAGAUUUGUUACAUGUUUCUGAAUUAUUUGAACUAAAAUGGUGCAUGUCGGAAACUUGGAAACAACUGCUGCUGAGUUGGAAAAAGGUAGGACUUCAAAUAACUCCAGGACAAUUUGGAACACUAGGACAAGCAAUUGUUUAGUAGAUGGUUUUGAAAGAGCAGAAACAAGGACACGAAGGCGAAACAGAGAAUAUUUGUAAUUUAAAAUGUACUGGAACCUGAGAGAAUGAUAAGUUUACUCACUUCAUUCCAACAAACUGAUUUUUUAUUUUUGGUAACUGCACAUCACACCUAGGUGAUUUUUUUUGUACCCUUAAAAAAAAUAAAGGCUUAGGUGCUUAGGUCAAGUAUUUAUCAAAAACAAUAUGCCAAUUACUCAUAA